Molecule: messenger RNA, 6753 nt
Organism: Eriocheir sinensis (Chinese mitten crab)
Lineage: Eukaryota; Metazoa; Arthropoda; Malacostraca; Decapoda; Varunidae
Exons: 41
Coding region: 186-6656 (2156 amino acids)
Cellular component (GO): cell surface
Molecular function (GO): heparin binding
Source: RefSeq, a predicted model, not a curated record
AGGGUUCAAGUGUUCCGAGCUUCUGUUUCGAGGAGGAGGAGGAAGAGGAGGAGGAGGAGGAGGAGGCGAGGAAGAGGUGGAGGAAGGACGUGCCCUCACUCCUUCGCCCACCUGGGAAGAUCAUACACCGGGGGACACAGGAGUCCGAGUUUUGCAGCUGAACAAGGAAGGAAGGAGAGUCCACCAUGGUCACACACAUCGAUGGAGGCGGCAGAGGAGACCGAGGAGGCGGCGGAAGAAGAAGAAAUCAAAUACCCAAGAUCUCCCUUUCACUCCUCUGCCUAUUCCUCCUCGCUGCUUAUGUCCCUACCGGCGCCGAGGGUGUGGAAAACGACGUAAGGGCAUUUCUCGACAGCCUGGACCACUUUGAAACCAAGCCCGGGAGUUACAAGACACUGAAUGGUCAAUACGAGGAGAUGCCGAGACCCUCCUCCCCCGACGAUGACUUAAACCACUUCCUCUACCAGUCUUUGAUGAAUACGGACCUGGGCGGCGGGAAGGUCAGGACUGUGGGUGACUUGAUGGCUGAGACGAAUGACCUGCUGGAGAAAGGUCACCUGGUUCUGAGGAGGCGCUUCACGGAGGAGGCGCAUCGCUACAACAAAGCCGUGCGUAACGUCAGCAGUGUGGUCGUGACUGACGCGCCCGUGACCUCGCUGACCCUUGAAGAGCACCCGCCCACGCUUGACUGGAGCCUGCACGUGACGGCCCUGCACCUCCACACACACGCGGGCCAGACCUACCUCCUCCUGGGCAGCUUUAGGAGCCGAGAUCAGCGCGUGGUGGUCUGGUCCAGUCACUCCGGCACGCUAAGGACGCUCGCCAAGUUCCAAAUCACGGACAUUAGCAUCGAGAAGGUGGACAAGACCGCGUCGCACAUUUACGACGGCACCCUUUACAUCGUCCUCGGCUCUUCACAAUCACGACUUGUCAGGGUCGUGUGCAUUGGGGUCUCGACAGGCAAGGUCAUGCUGCCGGAGGUAUUGUCCCUGGGAGGUGUGGUCGGCGCACUCCACCUAUUCGUCGCCAGUGACCAGCUCUUCCUCGUCAUUGGGGAGAGCCAUAAAAUCGAAUCCGGGGACGGCCUGGGGCGAUCUGAGAUCUACAUGCUGGUCGGCGAGCUCUUCGAUAAGCAGGAGACCCUCGUGAUGUUCGGUUCCUCCGGCGUGCGUGACAUUACAAGCUUCUCCGCCUCCUGGGGCACCACUUACAUCGUCCUGGGCAUGUACAGCGCGGAAGGGUCGCAGGUGUACGCCUUGGACACUGAGAGCAAGAUGUACUUCCUGACGCUGCAGCAAGAACUCGAGACUGAGACGAAGGUGGUGCGGCUUGGACACUUCAGGGACCAGGCGGACCUCAGGCACUUCGUCGUGGUGCUGAGUGAGGGAGCCCCGUCCGCCGUGUACUGGUGGAACGGCUACCAGUUGGCCCAGUGGCAGACGUUACAGACGCCGGAGAUGCCGUCCCUCGGGGGUGGCGGCGUCUCUCUCGCCAUCCUGCCGCUCCCGAACUUCGAACACCUCAUCUUCGCUUCCGCCGGGCCCAAGAUCACGGCCUACACGUACCAUACCACGGGAAACCACGAUCCUUCCUUCAUCGUCACCACCGAGUGCUCCGCCGUCAAGGACCUGGCCGCUGCUGCCGUGGGUCCCGACUUUGUGCUUGUCUACGUGUGUGAGGGUCCGGUCAGCAGGGUGGAGGCGAGGAUUGUCCACUUGGAGGCUCUGAUGGAGGGCCGCGAGGACAUGAUGGGUCAGCAGGAGAGUCAGCUAUCUGCGUGUCUGGACGGUCUGCGGGGCAUCCUGGAGAGCCGGAAACCCUACGUGGCGGCGCUGAAACAGGUGGUGGACACGGACGCCCUCAUGACGGUGGACCAUGCGCAGGUGUGGAGCGGCCCCAUCACCGUGCCUGAGCUCUGGGUGGGUCAGACCUCGACACUCCAACACACCGUUGUCAUCCCGCCCGAGGGAGUGACGGGCGCCAACCAGAGUAGGGGAGAGUACGAGGCGCUGCUGGCGAGGCUACAGGCCGAGGUGCGGGAGGUCCAGGCAUCGCUAGGCUCCGUCCUGUACUACGCCGGGGAACAGACCAUCAGAAACCCAGUCCUCGGCGCCUCCCUCUUCGCUACCACGGCACAGUUCGACGUGGUCUCCGUGCACAAGCUUCACGGCGUCACCCUCACGAGCCUCGCAAAUGAAGUACUCCUUGACGGGCCGGACCAAGUCAUCUCUGGACACUGGCAGUUCGUGAGUCUCGCUGCGCAGAGGUUCACCACGCGCUCCCAGCACCCACCAGGCUCCAUCAACGGGGUGCAGACCGCGGACUACAUGCGUAAGAGUGUGGCUGGGCAGGUUGUAUCCGGACGUCACACAUACCACACCCUCACCGCCGGCCGCGUGUGCCACAUCACCGGGUGCGGCCUGACCAACCCGCUGACUGUGAACGGCCUCAGCACCGCCGCCAUCGUACGUCAGCGCCAGGACGUGACAUUUACCGCGAGGAAGACGUUCGCGAGGCUGAUCGUGCGGGAGGCUCUGGAGGUGGCGGCCAUCAACGGGAUCUCCUUGGGUCAGGUGUUGGGCCAGGCGGUGUUCACAGACGUGGCGGGGACGCUGGUCUUGUCUGGUCGUCACAGCAUCCGGAAGCUCACAGUGGGCGGCAACCUGAACGUGGGGACGGUGAACGGCGUGAACGUGGCGGACCUGGAGAAGGCGAUGGUCAGGAGGCGCGGGGACUACAGGCUGACAGGUUCUCUCGUAUACAAGAACCGCCUGAUGGUAACUGGGAACAACGAGGCUCGUGUGGUCAACGGCGUGCCCUGGGGUGAGCUGCUGCCCCUCAACGCCCCCGUCACGGUCUCCGGCGCUUACACCUUCGCCCGCGCUACCAUCAACGCCGCGCUUCGAUCAGACAGCAUCAACGGCCUGGAUUUAAGCAGAGAUGUAGUGCUGACCGACGCUGAGCAGACCAUUGAAGGUCGCAUCCGUUUCCUGGAGAGUGUGCAGGUGACGGGCUCGGCAGGCGUCCGUAUGGCUGAGGGUGCUACCAUCAACGGCAUAGAUCCUUCAGAGGUGGCCACGGGGGGCAACCUCGGGGGCGGCGGCGGUGGUGUGGUGACCGUGGUGGUGGAACACGAGAUGAAGUUGACUGUGAUGCAUGUGAAAGGUAACGUGGUCAUUCCCUCUGUCAACGGCGUGAACCUGGGCGACUUGGCAAAACUGUUCUGGCGUAAGUCCGUGGCGCAGGAGAUCAACGUGCCGGUCCACAUCAGGGAAGCGGUGUUCUUGGGCGGCGUGGAGGGCAGCACACUGAACGGCCACGCCCUGACGGAGUACCUUCAGCUGAACGCCAACCAACGGAUCACCGGACGCUACUCCUUCGAGGGCUCCGUCAAGGUAGCCGGCAACAUCGUGGUGGCCGAAGGGAGGACAGUGGCUGGAGUUGAUGUGUCCACGCUGCCCGCCCGCCUGAUCACCGUGGACGAGCCGCAGACGCUGGAGGUCGAGGUGAGGUUCUCCGGGCGCGUGACAGUCGUGGGUGAUGUUGACCUGCACGGGGACUUCUCUGGCCUGCACGUGCUGACCAGGGCGUUGCGGCUUGACCAGACCAUCCCGCACACAGGUCGUCUAACCUUUGCCGGUGGUGCCCUGAUGUCCUCCCUACAAGUGACCUCAUCUGACCUGACUGUGACCUCCAUCAACGGCCUGGACGUGGCGGCGGCGGCUUCUGACCUCGUGCUGGUGGACCAGGACGCGACCAUUACAGGCGGCGGGGGAGUACGCUUCUCCGGCGACGUCAACAUCCGUGAGCUCCAUGUGUCUGGGUUGGUGGACGGCGUGGACAUCGCCCGCAUGCUGUCUCGCGCCCUCCGCACCACGUCCCACACGCCCCAAGUGGUCUCCGCCGCCCUCACCGUGGAGAGAGAUGUUCACUUCGCCCACGGCCUCACCCUGGCACGCGUCAACGGCGAGGACUGGACCACUUACUUAGGCAACGUGGUUCAAGUCGGCUUCAAGGGGCGUAUUGAGGGUAGGAAGCUGUUUACCGGCGGCCUGCGUGUCUCCGGGAACCUCCAAGCUGGCAGCAUCAAUGGUGUGGACCUCGGCGCUUUGGCUUCACGGAUCCUAAGAAAGAGCUCCCACCAGGUGAUCUCCGGGCACUACACCUUCCUGGGCGAUGUGACGGCAGAUGUGUUGGACGCCCCUGUCAUCGAUGGCGUGGUAAUGGACAACUUAGCGCUGGUGGGCGGCGGUGCUCAGCUGGGCGGCACGGUCACCUUCGCCGAGGACGUCACCUUACUGGCUGGCCUCACCGCCGACUCCAACGUCCUGGACUCGUGUGACUUCAGCAGAAUCCAGACCGGUCCCGUGGUGGGCGGCGACGGGCAAUCUCUCGUAGACAUUCCUGGGAUGGAGAUUGACACCCUGGUGGUUGAGAGGCGAACCUUCCUCUCUUCCUUCGCCUCCAUCACCACCACCUCCAACAUCGACAUCUCGCGGCUCCUCCACUCCCUCGUCCUCAAGUCCACCGACCAAGUGAUUACAGGUUCUGUUCGGUUCCUGAAUGACGUGCGCGUGGGUGAGCUGAGCGCCGCGGUGGUAGAUGGCGUGGACGUGCAGGCGCUCUUCACCCAGGCUGUGCUGCGGGGCCAGGACGUGGUGAUUGAAUGCGAUCUUCACCUGACGGAGGGGCUGCAGGUGGGCCGUCUGGAGGUGGGCGGCGACGUGGAGGGCGCGGACGGGGCGGGAGUGCUGGUGAACGGCGUGGACCUGUCUGCCGUGGCGGGGCGCGCGGUGCUGAUGGACGGGCGAACGUAUGUGGUGCGUGGACGGAAGGUGUUCACGGCCGGGCUGGCCACGACGCGUCUCCGGGCAGUGAGCCUCGCCGGCGUGUCAGUGCAGGACCUGGUGGUAGUGGGCGGCGCCGUCAACAGGCCGCCUCCCCGCUUGGCGUUCCGCGGCCCCGUGGCGGUGCUCGGCGACCUGUGGGUGACCGGUCUCGUGGACGGCGUGGACCUGGCAAGACUGUUCUCCGAGAGGGUCACCAUGAACGGCCAUCAGACGCUCGUUGGCUCGUACCACUUCGAGGCGCUCAGAGUGGAAGGCGACAUCACAACCACCAGCAUAAACAACGUGAGCAUUAGUGACCUGGUUCUCCGCGCGGGUCAGGCCAGGCAGGUCAUCGUGGGCGCCAAGCUCCUCGCGGGCGGCCUGCUGGUGGGUGGCGGCCUGCGCGUGGCGACUCUCAACGGUGUGGACGUGACGAAGCUGAACCGAACGAUCGUGACGCUGAAUCAGGGAGCGGCGACCGUGCGGGUGGACGUGCGGUUCGAGGGUUCCGUGCGGUGUCUCGCGGGUACGGAGGUAACGGGCACUGUGAACGGUCACGACCUCUCCGUCUUGGCCCAGCGCGUGUCCCAGAUCCAGCACCGCCUCGCCCAAGAGCAAAGACGCAUUGCAGACAUCCUGGGGCAGUUCGGCUCUCUUAACGCUGACAACUAUAUCAAGGCCAGAGAGUUAUACGCGGAAAUGGCAUCUCUCGAGCGCAUCUUCCUGCCGAGAGAGACCGACGCAUACGGGAUGAUGUGGUGGGGCGCCGUGCCUGGUGUUACGACCGGCCACGUGCUCAGAAUCUCCAGCUGUCAUGUGCUGCUGUGUGGAUGUGACCGCGAGAACCAGUACUUCGUGGUUGGCAAUGACACGAGUCUAACACCUGUCCCCCACCUGAGCAGCGGGCAGGCCAUCACUACGCACCAAACUCAAGAUGGACAGCACCUCCUCUCCGUUCACUCACAGUGUGUUGGCGGGGACAGCAUGCAGGUCAAGGUGACAUUAGCCCACCGCUCCUCGGCUCCUCUCAUGCUCCAGGGCCUCCUCGUGGACUGUGCCAUGUUCCAGGCUGACGGGGAAGAGUACCUGGUGAUGGCGCUCUACAGGAACAGCGGCGACGAGGCUUACGGCAGCGAGGCGGAAACUGAAAUGGUGGUGGUGCGCGUGGCCGCCUCCUCCGCCAGCCUGCACGUGGUGACUCGCUGGCAGACUAAAGCACUCGUGGUGGACCUGGACGUGACGAGGGCUGGAGAUACGUGGUUCCUCCUCCUUGCUAACUCCUACGGCUACACCUCCGUCGACAAAUACGUGACCACCUCGGAGAUCCUUCGCUGGGACUCUUCUUCCAGACAGUUCCGCGCCGCCUCUGAGCACCUCGCCAGCCACGUCUCCAGCGGGUCCUUCGUUCAGGUUAUGGGCGAGACCUUCCUGGUACUGGCGCAGGGCAUGGCCGCGCCCCCCAAACAGACGCCCUUCGCCGCCUCCUGCUCCUCGAAAGUCCUGGUAUACCGCUACAACAAGGCCACACGUCACUUCGUAGAGUCCCAGUCGAUUGCAGCGUUCGGGGUCGUGUCCCAAACCACCGUUCGUGUCGACCGGUCCGUGUACCUGAUCCUCGCCUCCCCCUCCAAGCAUUGCCUCUACGUGUGUGUGUACAAACAUUCUGAGGGGUUCGUGAUUACAAGCCAGGUGUUCUUGGUCUCGCCUCUGUCCGUGGUGUCCGUGGCCGCCGGUGAGGACAUGUACGUUUUGGUGUCGACGGUCAGCGGUGUCGAGCGCUACAAGGUGUUCGUGAAGGGAGUUGACCCGGACUCUCUCUACCUGUAACUUGUGUGUACAGGUGACCCUCGUACCUGUAAAUCUUUCCUUGUAAUUAAGGAGUCCAACACCUUGUACAUCUAUGGCGAAAUAAAUAAGUUCUAAA